This is a messenger RNA of Corylus avellana, 3748 nucleotides long. Its product is annotated as AP-5 complex subunit beta-like protein. NCBI's taxonomy places the organism in Eukaryota, Viridiplantae, Streptophyta, Magnoliopsida, Fagales, Betulaceae. The record is from RefSeq and is a predicted model, not a curated record. Gene Ontology annotation, biological process: endosomal transport. Gene Ontology annotation, cellular component: AP-type membrane coat adaptor complex.
AGUUACUUCAAAACCUAGGUCGGCCAUCUCCAAAGCCCAAAACGCUCUAGCCAUGACGGAGAAGCUGCCACCAGCGGCACCACCGUCGAAGCCUCUCUCCCCGCAAGACUGGGAGACCCUCAUCGACGACUUCCAGUACGGCGGUCAUCGGCGGCACAAAUGGAGCUCCCUGUACCCGAUCCCCUCCCUCCUCGACCUCGCCCUCUCGUCCAUCCACAAAAGGGACUUCCCUCUGAAGCUCCACCUCCUCCUCUUCCUCGAAGAAUUCUGCGACGCGCUUUUUAUCUCCCAGGAGCCCCAAUUCCUGGACCGCCUUCUCGACACCCUCCGUCUCAUCAUCCAAUCCCCCCUCGACGGGACUUACAUUACCUUUGCACUCAAAGACCAAAUGCUCGUCUCCACCACCUCCAUUUUCAUCACCCUCGACGUGUUUCACAGAUUUGGCAUUCACUACACCGAGAAUUUGGUGGAAUUGUUGUUGAUCAUCGUCAACCGCCCCAACCACGGCGCCGACCGCCAGACACGCGCCGUCGCCUGCGAGUGUUUGAGAGAAUUGGAGCGAUCCCACCCCUGUUUGCUCUCCGAUAUCGCCGGACACCUCUGGAGCCUCUGCCAAAACGAGCGGACCCACGCGUCGCAGAGCUACAUUCUAUUGUUCACUUGGGUGAUACACAACAUUGUGGUUAACAAGUCCAGCGUUUCGAUCCUCAACACCUCGGUUCCUUUGGUUCCCUUCAAUGUGCCGCAAUCGCUGCUCUUGGGCGGUUCUUCGAACUCCGCGAACGCGGGGUUGAACUACAAGGAGCUGAGGAGGGCGAUGGCGUUCUUGCUGGAAUCGCCGCAGGUUUUGACGCCGUGCGGAAUGGCGGAGUUCAUGGCGAUGAUUACGCCGGUGGCGGUGGCGUUGGAGCUCCAGGCCUCCAUGCUGAAGGUGCAGUUCUUCGGGUUGAUCUGUUCCUAUGAUCCGAUGCUGUGCCAUGUCGUUUUGAUGCUGUAUUUGCAGUUCUCGGAUGCCUUCGAUGGGCAAGAGGGCGAGAUUGCCCGCCGGCUUUUGUUGAUUUCGAGACAAGCGCAGCACCAUUUGGUUUUUCGGUUGCUCGCUCUUCAUUGGUUGAUGGGUUUCAAUGAACUGAUUUCCAGCAGAGAGGUUAACAAAAAGAAGGCUCUGGUCGUUGAGAUGGGGUUGAGCUUCUAUCCCAGAGUGUUUGAUCCGCUCGCAUUGAAGGCUUUGAAGCUUGACUUGCUUGCUUUCUGCGCGGUAUGUAUGGAGAGCUUGAGAUCGGAGAGUGGUUCGGACGCGGGAAAGUCUGGGGAGAAGCUGUUCGGAGAUGGUAUUGUGUCUGUGUCAGCUUUUCAGUGGUUGCCGCCGGCGAGCACGGAAACCGCUGUGGCGUUCCGCGCCUUCCGUAAGUUUUUGAUCGGUGGAUCGUCUCAUUCUGACGCCGAUCCUUCCUCCACUGGAAUUCUCAUGGAGUCCACCAUCUUCAAUACUUUACAGAAAAUGCUAGUGGACAUGAUCUUGAAGUAUCAAAGAUUGGUUCCAGAGAUUGUUGCUUUUAUUGACCGCUUGUUGGGCUGUCAAAAACACUGUUGGUUGGGAGAACGCCUGCUUCAGACGUUGGAUGAGAAUUUGCUUCCAAAAGUCUCAAUUGAUUAUAAAUUGAUUUCAUGCUUCCCAAUAUUUGAUAGAAUCGCUGCAAAUAAUACAAUACCUCCAAGUGGAUUGUUAGAGCUGCUGACCAAAUUCAUGGUUUUCCUUGUUGAGAAACAUGGCCCAGAUACAGGACUAAAAUCUUGGUCUCAGGGAAGUAGAGUUCUUGGUGUCUGUCGAACCAUGCUGAUGCACCACCAUAGCUCUAGAUUGUUCCUUAGACUAUCUCGCCUCCUUGCAUUUACUUGCCUUUAUUUUCCUGAUUUGGAGGUUCGUGACAAUGCAAGGAUCUAUCUGCGGAUGCUGAUCUGUGUACCUGGAAAGAAGCUUAGAGAUAUGCUAAACCUUGGGGAGCAACUCCUUGGCAUUUCUCCUUCUUCACAUUCCAGCUCUUUUUUUAAUAUCCAGUCUCCUCGAACUUCCUACGAUCUAAAGAAAUCUAGGAACAUCUCAUCCUAUGUUCACCUUGAGCGGAUGAUAGCAUUGCUUGUCAAACAAUCUUGGUCCCUGUCUUUACCAACUUUGGGUGUUGAUAGUAAUAACCCUGGUUACUUUGAGGACAUCAGGGAAGCUCCAGUUGAGGAAAGGGAGAUUGAUGGAAGUACUGAUAUUCAGAUCCCAGAGACUAGAAUUGAUCAACGACAGGAGCCAUUGCGUGUGAUGGAUUCGAAGAUUUCAGAGAUCUUAGGAACCUUAAGGACCCAUUUUUCUUGCAUACCUGAUUAUAGACAUUUGCCAGGGAUCAAGGUUAGAAUAUCCUGUACUUUGAGAUUUGAAUCCGAGCCUUUCAAUCGCAUAUCUGGAGUUGACUCUACUUCUAGUGGUUUGGAUAGAGUAGAUGCCCUUCCUGCUAUGUAUGCAACUGUGCUUAAUUUUUCAUCCUCCGCCCCGUACGGAUCUAUUCCAUCAUGUCACAUACCUUUUCUUCUUGGUGAACCCCCGAAAAAUAAUUACAUUUCUGGUCAAAGGGUGCCCUUAGAUAUUGUACCUGUAGAAAACGGUUUGGGAGAAGAGGAAAUUUUUAGAGCUCCUGUAACAAUUGUAUUAGAACCACGGGAACCAACACCUGGUCUGGUUGAUGUUUUCAUUGAAACAAAUUCAGAAAAUGGUCAGAUUAUUCAUGCUCAGCUUCAUAGUAUCACAAUAGGAAUAGAAGACAUGUUUCUUCAGGCUAUUGCUCCAUUUGACAUCCCCAAAGAAGCAAUACCUGGUUAUUACUCAAACUUGUUCAGUGCUCUCUGGGAGGCAUGCGGUACUUCUUCCAACAUUGGGUGGGAGACCUUUCCACUAAAAGGAGGCAAAGGGGUUGCAGCCAUUAGUGGGACACAAUCAGUCAAGCUACUUGAAGUCCCUGCAACCUCUUUGAUUCAGGCUACUGAAAGGUACCUGGCUAACUUUGUUGUGAGUGUGAUUGGUGAACCACUCGUUAAUAUUGUGAAGGAUGGGGGAAUGAUUAGAGACGUCAUCUGGAAGGAUUUGGCUUCAGAUUCUUCCCUUGAAGCUAGCACCUCCAUAACUGGUCUUGAUCAAGCCCCACUUCAUCUUACAUACUUUGCUGGUGAAGAUGAGAGGGAAAAUCUUGGUAGUACCAACAAAAGAAAUAUGGGUAGCUUUCUUAUUUUGAUAUUUCUUCCACCAAGAUUCCAUCUUCUUUUCCAAAUGGAAGUAUGUGAUGUUUCAACUUUAGUUCGAAUUCGAACCGAUCAUUGGCCGUGCUUAGCUUAUAUUGAUGAUUAUUUGGAAGCUUUAUUUUUGACCUAGGGGCAACUCUUUUCCAUAAUGAGUACUUCUGCUUCCCCAUCCCAAUGCUCUCAUUUGUUCCUGUUUUCAUUGCUGUGACAUCAUCAGCAGUUUGUUCCAACUUUCUGCUAUAUCGUUUCAUGCAGCAAGGAAUUUUUUUUUUUCUUUGCUUCCAGAUUAAACUUUUCUUGAGUACGCCUGGAAGUGAGCCCCUCUAUCGUGUAUUGUUCUUGUGUAUUCAAACUUCUAAAAGUGCAAUCUUUUUGGACAUCUUCCCCUAGGGCCAAACACUAGGCUUGUAAAUAGAAGGUAAGCUGAUACAUUUUUUGCAGUCAAUACAAGCUUUUAUCAUUUGUA